Messenger RNA from Verticillium dahliae VdLs.17, 1944 nucleotides. Its product is annotated as saponin hydrolase. The transcript has a single exon. Bases 1 to 1944 code for a protein of 647 amino acids. The record is from RefSeq and is a predicted model, not a curated record. NCBI's taxonomy places the organism in Eukaryota, Fungi, Ascomycota, Sordariomycetes, Glomerellales, Plectosphaerellaceae.
AUGGAAUCCCUUCUAUUGUAUCUCUGGGCUCUAUUCAACUGCCUCUUUGGCCUGCCUCAAGUUCAUCAGAAGCCCCAGACCAGCCCACCGCUCCUACAAGGUCAUAUACCACCACCACCUGCGCCAGAACCCAUCACUGUCAUUGAACUCCCGCUGCCACCCGUGGCACCCAACAAUUCCGAAGGAUCAUGCUCAUCAAAAGUGAACCCAGCUCGUACGGGCUGCAUAGGGAGGACAACGAAACUUCAAUCGGGCAACUUUCUCCCCGACAACCUUCACGUCCUGUCCAUGGUCCAUUUUGUCGGCGCCCCAGCGGCACCUGAUCCAGCAAGCAUCUUCCAAGGCGAGCAGCUGAUCAUCAUCAAGAUUGACGGCACAUUCUUCGCGAACGGCGACUCAUGGAGAUGCAUCACAUGCGGUGUACCCGACCACAACUCGGUGGGCGCAACAUCCAAGCUCGACUACCCCCAGGCCUUUCGCGAUGGACGACGAAUCCUGGCAGGCGCCAACAUCAUCCAGGCAGCUCACGGGUUCACGGGUGACGACCUGACGCCAGAUCAGGUUCAAAUCAUACCCAUUCGAUGGAACACGAGCGUUGACGGUUCUGGGCUUGGCGGUUCCAUGCGCGAGCUGCGCCUGCACCCCGACGAUGUCCACCUUGGCUGGAGCGCCUUCUCCUUCGAUACAGGUUCUCUAGGUCAGUACUGCUACUACGGCCGCCUCGCCUUCAACCCCAGCCCCAGCUCUGGCCUCCCCCUUGCCCCGCGCUACGACCUGACGAGCGUCAACCUGCUCUACGACCCGGCAGCCUCGCAGCCCCUCGCCGUCCACCCAACAGACCCCUCGCGCCUGCUCCUCAACGCGUCCGCCAUAUCCGUCGGCGAGCUCCGCGGCUUCAGCGCCUCGGGAAAGGAGGUCACCUACGUCGGCAGUCCCUCCGAGUCGUCAAACAUUGACGUCUUCGCAGCCGACCUCGUCACCGGCGCCGUCCGCCGCCUGACGAGCCACCCGGAGUACGUCGAUCCCGUCGACCUUUCGCCUGAGGGCGGGCCCGACGGCGGAGCGUGGACCGUCGUCAUGGACACGCGCGGCACGGGCAGGCAAAUGUUCCUCGCGGGCCUCCGUCGCGUUCCGCCGCUGACGGACCUCGUGACAGUCGCCGCCGUGGCGUCGGUGCGCAACAAUGGCUGUCGCCGCUUCUUCCAGCCGUGGCUCAUCGAUCGCCAUGGCGACCGCGGGACGUACAUGGGGCAGAAGAUCAACGCUGCCGGCGACGGGAUUCCCGGCGGCGGCGCCAUCAAUGACCCGGAGUGGAACGGCAUGGCUGAUCCGAAGUGGUCUGGCGAUGGGACCAGGAUUGCCUACUGGCAGGCCUUGACGAGGCCACCGGCUUGCGGAGGGGAUAAUCCGCUGCCGUGCUAUGCGUCUACGGCUCGGGGGGGCCGAACUUCGCGGCUGAUGGUGGCGCAUCUGACGAGUCGGAGGGCCGUGGCGAGAGCGGCGAUCGAAGUCGCGGCUGAUGUGGUGCCGUGGGGCACCAUGUAUGUGCCGGGGGCGGCUGCGCCGAAGAGGCUUUUGCCGGGGCCUGGGGCCUACACUCUUCUUGGGCGGGCGGCGGGAUGGGCGAACGUGACGCUUGCAGGGAAGCAGAUUGGCGGCCCGAUUGAUGGCGUCAAGGCGGAAUAUCACGACUUCUCGGACGACGGGGAAAACGUGCUCAGGGGACUGGAGAGGGUAGCCGCUUGGUAUUCAUCACCUACGACGGUCAACAUUGACUGGGAAUCGGACAUGGAACAGGCAGGACCGGAUGCGGGCACGAAGAAGACGAGUCCAGGAGGAUUUCAUGUGAGAAUUGAUAUCUUGGACAACAAGUUUGAGGCGAAUGGAACGUUGACAACCGUGGUUGGAGGGAAGACAUACCUGCAGCCAGCCAACGGUACGUAG